AUGCCUAACACGAGCUUAACACAACAGACUUUUUCCUUGAAUGAAACACUGCCGGAAGCCUCCAAGAGACUCCACUCCAUUCUGAUAGUACUGUACAGCAUUGACCUGGCUGGCGGCACUCUUGGGGUCAUCGUGAUGUCCCAUCACUUGUUUCAAAGGAGAUCGCAGUCUGGGAUGACCAUUAUUGUCAUCAACCUCCUGGUGCUGCACACCCUCCUGCUACUCAGCAUCCCCUUCCGCCUCAGCUAUUACGUUUUACGUGAGUGGAAAUUCGGGAUGUUUGCCUGCAGGCUAGUGAGCGCCAUGAUCUAUCUCCAUAUGUACACCACCUUCACUUUUUACAUUGCUAUCAUCAUAAUACGCCUCUUCCAAUUAGAGUUUAAGAAGUGCUACACUACAACUUGGGUGACUUCUGUCUGGCUGGUGGGAGCACUGGUGAUCUCACCUGUUUUUCUCUCUUAUUACGGCACCUCUAAAACAUACAAUUCCUCUGAAUGCUUUCAGUUCCACCAGGAGAUACAGGAGACAUCCAUGGUGAUAGUAAACUAUUGCUUUGUUGGAAUUUUGGUGGCGGUUUGCACCGUGCUCACCACAGUCCAGUUAUCUGUGAUCUAUAGACUGGCUGUGAAAUACUGGCCUGACAUCUACUCCCAUGUUGAAUUCAGGGCUCAAGUAAAGAGUUUCUUCUUUAUCUUGGUAACAUUAGUGUGCUUUAUGCCUCAUCAUGUUUUCAGAAUAUAUUACAUCCAAAACUACAACCUGGAUAAAGACCAUGAACUAGUCUCAUACAAUGAAAUUUUUUUAGCGUUAACAACAAUGUGCUGCUUGGAUAUGUUGUGCUUCAUAGCAGGAAUAGCCCAUUGA
This is a messenger RNA of Struthio camelus australis, 864 nucleotides long. The record is from RefSeq and is a predicted model, not a curated record. NCBI's taxonomy places the organism in Eukaryota, Metazoa, Chordata, Aves, Struthioniformes, Struthionidae.